AUGAUUGAGAUAACGGAUACACAAAAGAUUGGGGUAGGUUUAGCCGGGUUUGGUAUAACCUUUCUCUUUCUUGGAGUACUCUUACUAUUUGAUAAAGGUCUACUCGCCAUAGGUAAUAUUUUAUUCAUAAGUGGGUUAGGGUGCGUCAUUGGGCUGCAAAGGACGUUCUUCUUCUUCUUCCAGCGGCACAAGAUCAAAGCAUCAGCAUCAUUCUUUGGUGGCAUCAUUGUUGUACUUCUCGGAUGGCCCAUGGUAGGCAUGGUGGCUGAGAUGUAUGGAUUCCUUUUAUUGUUCAGAGGUUUCCUACCAGCGGCGGUGAAUUUCUUAAGAAUGGUGCCAGUGUUGGGGUCUCUGCUAAGUCUACCAUUCAUAAGAGGGCUCGUAGACAGGAUCGCCGGUGACAACGGACGUAACAUGGAAGAAGGCCACCUGCUAUGA
Messenger RNA from Arctia plantaginis, 438 nucleotides. NCBI's taxonomy places the organism in Eukaryota, Metazoa, Arthropoda, Insecta, Lepidoptera, Erebidae. The record is from the annotation of a GenBank genome assembly.